Molecule: messenger RNA, 1398 nt
Organism: Penicillium malachiteum
Lineage: Eukaryota; Fungi; Ascomycota; Eurotiomycetes; Eurotiales; Aspergillaceae
Exons: 1
Coding region: 1-1398 (465 amino acids)
Cellular component (GO): membrane
Molecular function (GO): glycosyltransferase activity
Source: RefSeq, a predicted model, not a curated record
AUGAUGAGCUCUCCACGACGAUGGAUUCUCAUCCUCCCACCGCUCUUUACCCUUACCCUACUAUACUACGUCCUUCAUACCUAUAAUACAAACUCUCUCGCCUUGAAGUACACAGGCCCAUGGUCCCAAUCCGAUAUCGAUCAUUUAAUCUCAGAAGGGACGCAGCAACCUGCACAACCGGACCUUAAAUCUCCCGCCGCGUAUGAGGAGGACCGAUGCGGGCGUCUACGCCAUAACUUGAAAGAUGUAAUGGUCAUCUUGAAGACAGGUGCCACGGAAGCUCAAGAAAAAGUGCCAGUCCAGUUGCGCACUGGCCUCCAGUGUGUUCCGCAUUUUGCAAUCUUCUCCGACUAUGAGGAGGUUAUCAGCGGAGUCCGCACAUACGACGUCUUACAAAAUGUCUCCCAGUCUGUCAUAGACAAAGAGCCCGAGUUCGAAUUCUACAAACAUCUACAGCAAAAUGGCCGCGAGGGGCUGAGUUCCGAGGAUUGGGGCGAUGACACAAAUGGCCCUUUCGGCAAGGUGAACAACCCAGGUUGGAAACUUGAUAAAUGGAAGUUCCUGCCCAUGACUGCGGGGGCGAUGGAAUUGAAGCCUGAUGCGAAAUGGUACGUCUUCAUCGAGGCGGAUACCUAUAUAGUUUGGCAAAACCUUGUCAACUGGCUGGGCCAUUUGGAGCAUACUCGAAGCUACUACCUCGGCAGCCCGAUGCAGAUUGGCGAGACUCUCUUUGGAUAUGGUGGUGCUGGCGUUAUUCUGUCCCACCAGGCCAAUGUUCGUCUGCAAAAAUACCGCGCCGAGUCCACGGAUGAGAUUGAUGAAAUGACAGCUGCUGAGUGGGCUGGAGACUUCGUCUUGGCCAAGGCUUUGGAAAAUACACAGAUUCCUCUGACCUGGGCCUGGCCUAUGAUGAUGACUACUUCGCCUUGGGAAGUGGAUCAUUUCUCUGAAGCCUACGGUCGACAGCCUUGGUGCUAUCCGGUAGUCUCAUAUCAUCACAUGAGUCCUCGCGAGAUCGAGCUUUUGUGGCGAUUUGACCGAGGGUGGUUCCGAAGCGGCAAGAAUGCCCUCCUGCUGCAUGCUGAUGUUUAUCGCGAUUUUGUCCACAAUGGCACUCUCGCCGAGCGUGAAGACUGGGAUAAUCUCUCUGGAGCUGACAUUGUUUUCGAGCACCCCACUGAGCCAUCAGUGGACUCGUGUGCUGAUGCCUGCAUGCAGAACACCGGCUGCUUACAGUAUUCUUUCAAUCAUAAUGAGAGUACAUGCAAGCAUGCCGCUACCACCUUACAUGGCAUUGCUAGCAAUGGCACUUCAUCUGGGUGGAUGACUCGUCGUGUUCAAAAGUUGUUGAAUACGUUCCAGUCAUCAUGCCCUCAAGUCGAGUUCAUCUUUGACUAA